UUGUUCCGGUUGUACCUGAUAGUGGAUCAUACUCACUUCCUUAGGAAACCUAAUAUGUUCCCUAUUAUCUGUGUUGUUAUGGUAUUCUUUUUUUCUUUCUUAUCAACAAUAACAUUCCAUAUUGGAUAUAGUGAGUUUGACCCGAGUAGCCUUCCGUUCAAUCUUUCACAGAGGCAAUUAGAUUACUUGUCAACGAGGACAGCUCUAUCUUACCAUCUGAAUACUUUCAAAGAAAUAUUCUAUCCCGUGUACUUCGUUUUUUUGGUUCUCAUGUGCUUUGUAACGGGUUCAUCAAUUGCAUUUGAGAUCGUUCGCACUAUCCAUAAGAAACAAAGCGUUAUGUCUACCGGAGCAUCCAUUCAUCAUCUGAGAGUGCUGAAGGUUCUAACGAUCCAGAUAGUUUGUACCGCAUCAGUAUCUUGCUGUACUCCUCUCGCAUUAGCUCUCUCUUUUUUUAUCCCUGUAAACUCAACCGUAAUUUAUAGUUCCUCGUUAGUUUUGGGUACUAGCUCUCUGGUCCAGUCUGUUCUCACCAUCUGUUUGAACCCAGUUACCCGGAAAACUGUUUUGACUCUCAUCGGCUUUCACAAACCUGAAGCACGAAAGGCUACUGUCCGAGUAGAUGCAAAGUAG
Messenger RNA from Auanema sp. JU1783, 633 nucleotides. Lineage: Eukaryota; Metazoa; Nematoda; Chromadorea; Rhabditida; Rhabditidae. The record is from the annotation of a GenBank genome assembly.